AUGUUCCAGACUCUACUUGUUCAAGCCUUCCUCAUAACCUUCAUAUUUUUACCAGGUCUAUGUUCAGAUGUUGUUGAGACGGAAACACCGAUUAUGUAUGACGUCGGAAAGAAACGAAAACUUGAAGACAGUAUACCAGUAAUUGAAAUACGUGGUGAAGGCCAACCGAUGACCGCAGCGCAAAUAAGACAGCUUGAAGAAAUGGCGAAUGGUGGCCCACUUGAUAUCAAGGUGGAGAAAACAUGGCGACCAGUGAACUGUCCACGUGCUGCAAAACGUAAAGAUUUCAUAACAUUCCACUAUAAAGCAUUCACUGAAGCUAAUAAAAAGUGUGACCAGUCAUAUGGACAUGAACCGAUUCGAAUACAGCUUGGCGUAGGCAUGAUAAUACCUGGAUUAGACAAAGGUAUGCGUGGGAUGUGCGACACUGAAUUAAGGAAAAUUCAUGUACCAUAUCGGUUAAGCAGGAAAAAGAAAAGCAAAGUAUGGAAAAAUAUUCCUAACGAUGAGCACUGGCUUAUUUUUAACAUUGAAAUGCUUACUGUUGAGCCGUGGUCACUCGAUUUGCAAUUCAACUUUCUAGAUAUCAAUAACGAUACAGUACUUACUGAAAAUGAGUUGGUUAAAUUUCAAGAAAACCUGAAGAAAAAUUUUGGCAAAACAUGGAGAAAUGAAAAUAUUGAUUAUGUGAAUGCCGCUAGAUAUUAUAUCAGAUAUUUCGAUGUCGAUAGAAACGGACGGAUAGAUUCGAUGGAAUUUCGCCAGGUGAUGGAACGAGAUAUGGCGGUAAUGGCUGCAGUAGCGAGUGAUAAAAAGCUAGAAGGUCGGAAACGCGAUCCAUCGAUUGCUUGGAUUCUAGAUUUUAAUAAUGAUGGCAUUGUUUCUGUGUCGGAAAUUGACCGAGCUGACGAAAUAUUGCAAGGAGAACCAGCCGUUCUACCAAUAUUUGCCAAAGAUGAGCUUUAG
Brugia malayi is the source of this 966-nucleotide messenger RNA. RefSeq names its product FKBP-type peptidyl-prolyl cis-trans isomerase-33, BmFKBP-33 (gene Bma-fkb-7). NCBI's taxonomy places the organism in Eukaryota, Metazoa, Nematoda, Chromadorea, Rhabditida, Onchocercidae. Gene Ontology annotation, molecular function: peptidyl-prolyl cis-trans isomerase activity; calcium ion binding. The transcript has 7 exons. The record is from RefSeq and is a predicted model, not a curated record. Bases 1 to 966 code for a protein of 321 amino acids.